Messenger RNA from Postia placenta MAD-698-R-SB12, 1260 nucleotides. RefSeq lists its product as hypothetical. NCBI's taxonomy places the organism in Eukaryota, Fungi, Basidiomycota, Agaricomycetes, Polyporales, Adustoporiaceae. Bases 1 to 1260 code for a protein of 419 amino acids. The transcript has a single exon. The record is from RefSeq and is a predicted model, not a curated record.
AUGCCAGCGCUGGAAGCCCACGCCGGCGGCCACAGGCAUACGUCAUGGGCGGCUUGCGAUUGGAGGUGGAGCGGGGGGCGUGACUGGGACGCGCGCGAACGGCGCGUCGCACGUCCAUCAUUUUCGCUGACUUUCCCUCGUCGGUUUCCCAAAACUGGCGCGAGCCAUGCGCGGCACACGCUCCUCCCUCGGAUCUUCAUCUUCCUCUCUCUCUCUCUCUCUCUCUCUCUCCUUCGUCCUCCUACUCUCUUUCCUCUUAACCAUCUCCACUCACAGACCAUGCAAGCGCGUACAGCCACACUCACCGCCGCACACAGCUCAGCCACACAUCGCAUCUCAGAGCCCACCGCCACGCCAGAAACUGGUUCAGUAUACCCCAUGCCGGCCCCCACGCCGCCACGUUCCGUGCUUGACGACCUCGACAGCGCAGAGGCCGAAUACGACGACACCUUUGACGAUGCCGCAACCGCUGUCUCGCCAGGCACAGUCACUCUCUCUGCCGAUCAGUUUACACACCUCCUGUCCAUGAUCCAGUCCCAGGCUCGAUCAGACAUCACCCCCCUCUCGUCUCCGCGCCCCACGCCCCCGUCCACCCGUCCCAAACUGCACAAAACACGCUCCGAGUUCAACUCUCGCUUCCACCACCACUCCCCGCGUGCAUACCCGCUCCCCAGGCCCACGUCCGCGUCCAGCUCCAGCCCCUCGCUCCCCGAGCUCUUCCCCGCGCUGGACCCCGCGCUCCUCCGCGCCAUCACCCAGCACACACUCAGCCCGCACGACCUCUACAAGCUCUCCCUGCCGCGCAGCCACAGCGCGCGCGCGCCCUCCCCGCUCCCGUCCGCCUCGGCCCUGCCCCUCACCCCGCUCGAGUGCAUCACGCGCUUCUACCCCUCGCCCUCCGCGCUUGUCAACCCGCUCUCGCUCUACUUCCGCAUCCUCCUCGCCGCGGCCGCCGCGACGGGCGACCUCGCCCGCGUGCACCGCCUGGGCGCCGCGAGCUCCGCGUACGUCGCGCGCCUCGUCGGCCUGUGCGAGGAGCACCACUGGACCGUCGUGCUCCCGUACCACGUCGCGUUCCACGAGCGCCGCCUCGCGGAGAUGCGGCGCGGCGACUAUGCGGGCUGGGCGGAGCUCGACCUCGCGCUGCUCGUGCGCUGUCUCGGCAUCGACGAGGACGCGCCGGGGAGCGCGCGGAGGGCGGGGGCGGCGCCGGUAGGCGAGAGCCGGGGGGCGCGCUCUUCCCGCUCGGCCCUUGCGUGA